UGUUUAUAUAUGGAUGAGCAGUCUAUUAAUCUAUUUGAUUUUGAAAUGUCAGUUUAAAGUUAAAAGCCUCCUAAAAAACUUAGUUCCUGUCCCGCUCCGACCCCCCGAUUUUCCGAACACCCCUUAAUGUGACACUUGUGACAGUGACAUUAAUUAAACUAACCUCGAAAUAUGAUUUGAAUUCAAUAUUCAACACAUCACAAUAAAUAAAUAUUACACAUUUAAUAUUUGUAAAUUAUAUACGACUAUGUUAUUGUUAAUUUUUAACUUAAUUGUUUACAAUUACAAAUUAAGUAAGCAAAUUUAAAUAGAAAUAUGGAAACAACUACUGCAGGAUGGAUUGGCCUAAUUGUAGUUCUGUUUUUAACUAGUUUUGGUUUAUCGUGGCUACUAAUUAUAAUAAUAAGUUUGUUACUGUUUUUAAUAGGGCUGAUAUCACUACUAUAUGUUCAACAAGGCAAAAUAGAAAACUUUUAUUUAAAAUGUGCCGGCAAUCCUCUAUCUUCUAGUAAUUUUAGAGAAGGUGGUUUAGAACAGAUUGUUAAACAGUUGGAGAGUCCAAAAAAAUUACAAAAACAAGAUCAUAGGGUUACUGGCAGUGAAUUAAUCGAUAGUUCUUUGCAAGAAAUAUUAGGUUACAUUAUAAGAGAUUAUGUUUCAACUUGGUACAACAUAAUUACAAGGGAUUCUGAGUUCACAAAUAUCACUGUGAGGCGUACAGCACAGACGUUUGCUAUCAAUAUUUCUAACAGGGUCAAGGAAGUUGAUUGGAUACCUUAUCUGACACAGAAGUUUGUAGACGAUGCAGCAUCACAUUUGAGAUUAUUCAAACAGGCUAGAACGAAAAUGAAACUACAGGAGGUAGCAAAAGAACAAAAAAGCUCACCUCAAAGAGAUAAAACUUCGCCGAAGAAAAGUGUUCAUAAAAGAAAUAAAAGUGAAACAGAUGUUGGUUGGUACAGUGGUAGAUCAGGUGAACUAAAGAAAGAUUCCGAUCGACUUAUAGGGAACUCAAAAUUUUAUUUAAAUGAUGUUAAAAAAGAAUUAACUUUAGAAGACCAUUUUUUUGAAUUAGAAUGCCAAAUGGAAAAUAAAAUGGUUUCAAGGGAUUUUAUUUGCAGGAAUGUGGAAAAAGAAAAAGAUUUUUUAUGCGAGCUGGUCGAAAUUUUGUUAUAUGUUUUACUACCUGGUGAAGAUUUCCAAUGUAAACCACUACGCUAUUUGUUAAGGGAAAUAUUUGUAAAUGGAGUGAUUUUACCUCUGUUUAAUUUGGUUUCUGAUCCGGAUUAUAUUAAUCAAGCCAUGCUUUGGCUGUGUUUACAAGAAAAUCAGUUACCAACUGAUAUAUUUUUAACUACUCUUAGAUUAACUGAUAACUGUGAUGAAUUAAAAAGUACCAAAGAUUUAGUGUCUCUCGAAAUACAAAGUCUGAGGUCUCGCGAUUCUGGCGGAGAUAGUGAUCUCACUGUUAAACAACAAUUGAGCAGCUUAUAUUACGUUUUAAAGUUAAUAGAUAAUAAGUUAUCCAAAAUGGAAAAUAUGGACAGUUCAGAUGGACAGUCUUUUGAUUACAUCCAAUUAGAAAAUAUAAAAAAAAUCGACUUAAGUCUAGAGCAAAUUUUGAAAAACAACAUUGCUCUUUCCUAUUUUAUAGAUUUCGUUUCUAGUCAAGAAAAACAAUUGGAUCUUUUUUUCUACUUAAACGUCGAAGGCUGGAAGGUGUCUGUGGAACAGCAGAUAUCAGACCUACACCUAACUAAAAUAAUAAAAGGUUCCGCGGAAAAUAGUACCCCAAUUUAUGAAAAUAUCCGUUCGACAGCUCUCAGUAUUUACGAGCAAUAUUUAGGCGAUAAAAGCGAGCAAAGGAUACAAAUGAAACCUGCACUUGUACAAACGUUGCAUUUUAAGAUUCGAAAUCUCAACGAAACUCCUUCGGAAACGUGGUUCGAUGGUAUUUUAGAAGCCAUUUACGAUAAGAUGGAAAAUAAUUUUCUACCUUUAUUCAAGAAAAGCAAGUCGUACGUGAAGUUAUUACAAGAACUCGAUCUCUUGCAACAGGCGAAUGCUGAAGAUGAUAUUAUCAGUUUUAAUAGUAACGAAAGUCUCGAAAAUAACGAAACCGUGCCCAUAAUUAGUAAGAAGAUGGAUUUUUUGAGCGUGGAUAACGCAAGUAAGAACGUAAAGCAUGUUCGAUCACUGAGCGAUGUGACGGUAUUAAUAGGAAAAAAUGAAUCGGACGUUAAAUCCCGUAGUUCUAGUCAAGAAAAAAGAACGCCCACAAACGAUGAAUCCGUAAAAGAAGAAGAGGAAAAGAUUGACGAAAUAGCUUUAAAAACUGGAGAUUAUAUUCUGAAUGUAAAUAUUAUUGAAACAGGGAUCGUUUGUGAAAAGGGAAAAACUUUUGGAAUUUACGCCAUUAGGGUAACUCGUUCUUACGAGACUGGAUAUCAAGAGGAAUGGCACAUUUACAGAAGAUACAGCGACUUUCAUGAUCUUUACACCAAAGUGAAAGAAAAAUUUCCCGAUCUUUCGAAACUUACGUUUCCCGGAAAGAAAACAUUCCACAACAUGGACAGAUCCGUGCUGGAACGAAGAAUGAAAAUGUUAGGUUUAUAUAUGAACGAAGUGUGUCAUAAUAAUGUGAUAUCGACGCAUCACGGACUUAGGGAUUUGGUGAUGACUUUUCUUGAGCAGGGGGAUUACGAUCGCGCCACCGGAGGACCGAUCUCGAGCACCAUAAAUACGCUAGUGAAUCCUCUUAAAUCUGGUAUGAAGACCAUCAAGAACAUGCCAGAGCAGUUGAUAAAUACUGUGGACGAAGUGGUGGUAGGUUUGUCCAAAGUAUUUCAUCCCAAACCUCUUAGGUUCCCAGAGGCGUGUAAAGUUGGAGCUUCAAUAGAAGAGACAGAUGAUAACAUUCCACUUAGAAUAAUGCUGUUAUUAAUGGACGAAGUUUUCGAUUUGAAAUCUCGCAAUCAGUGGUUAAGAAGGAGGAUAGUCACGCUGCUUAGACAAAUUGUAAGGACCAUGUUCGGGGAUAUAGUCAAUCGUAGAAUUUUAGAAUAUGUGUCAUUUAUAACUAGUCCUAAAAAUGUUGCACAUUACUUGUACAUAUUCAAGCACUCAUUUUGGCCAAAUGGAAUGAAAAAUGACAGAAAGUCUGACCGAGAUGAUAGUACCAAGAAUCGAACAAGAGUUGCUGCAAAGGUAGCACUUUUAUCGUGCUUAUCAGAUGAACUUAAGCAUAUUAUUGGAUCAGAAACAACGAGGCGCGGCUUGUUAACGAUCUUCGAUCUAUUCCAACGACCAAUUUUAAACCGUAGGCUAUUAUAUGUAUUAUUGGAGGGAGUUUUAUGCACUUUAUUUCCGGACAAGGAGAUGAAUAAAUUAUUUGUUAAGUUAUAUUGUAAGUCGAAACACGAUGAUCAGAAGAGAACUCGAAAGGAUAGGUGAUGAUUUAUAAAUUUAAUUAAACAUAGUUACAAUAGUAAGAUCUUAACGGUAUAUUAACGAAAAAUAUAACAUAAUUAUUAAAAAAAAACAAGCUCAUGGUUUUAAAUUUUACAUUUUUUUUUAUAUUGCUGAUUGAAUUUUUAUAACGUCCAAAUACAUUUAAACUAAAGUCCAAAUACAUUUAAUCUCGUGUGUGCUAUGUAGUUUUAUCAAAUUCACUUUGGAAACGGUACUAUUACAGCUCAGACAUAAUAAUUCAUUCUUGUUUAGAUGAGAAUUUGAACCACUGCUUCAUCCACCCAGCCAGGGGCGCUCAUAUACGUGGG
Messenger RNA from Psylliodes chrysocephalus, 3779 nucleotides. The record is from the annotation of a GenBank genome assembly. Lineage: Eukaryota; Metazoa; Arthropoda; Insecta; Coleoptera; Chrysomelidae.